Molecule: messenger RNA, 1593 nt
Organism: Parasteatoda tepidariorum (common house spider)
Lineage: Eukaryota; Metazoa; Arthropoda; Arachnida; Araneae; Theridiidae
Source: RefSeq, a predicted model, not a curated record
UCAUGUUUUUUAAUGGAUACACUGAAUAGUUAGAAAAGUUAUAUUCUAUGUUUAAAUUAGAAAUUAAUAUUCUAUUUUAGAGAUAAACUUAACUUCAAAAAAUGAAGAAAAAUAUUUCAUCCAACAAGUAGAGGAAAAGAAAAAUUAAAACUAGCUAAAACUUGUUUUUCUUUUUCUGAAAUGAUUGUACAAAAGGCACAUCUUUAAAUAGUUGAAUUUAAGUUGAAAAUUGACUAUUAGCAAUUUUUUUAUUCUAAAUUUUGCAUUUACAACAACGAUAAUGUGGCUCAGUAUUAGAUAAAAGCUCAUUCAUGUAAAAAAUUCUUUAUUGUCUUGAUUUUUUAACAAAAAGUAUUCUCAUGUAAAGCUUGUAAAUUUUAGGAAAUCAGAUAUGUUUUCAGGUUUAUGUAUUUAAAUGUAAAUUUUGUGCACAUUUUAGGUUAUACAAAGGAAAAUGAAUACUACAUUUGAAGACAACAAUCAGUUUCCUUUCUUCAACAAAUCACUGACAAAUGAGACUUUGGACAUAAAUAAUGAGCAUGUCAGUUCAGAGAUGGAACGGAAGCGAAGAAUUGCACAAAUAGCGUUUCUUAUUAUUUCUUGCAUAGGAAUUUUUGGAAAUUCUGUAUCGAUACUUGCUAUGGCAUCAUCCAAGAAACUACGAAGUCCAACAACGACAUUUGUCAUAACCCUCUGCAUUGCUGAUGGUCUUUUUUGUGUCCACACCUUUAUUAAUAAUACCAUGCCUCAGUGGAACCGCAAUCACUACUUUUGCGUUUUGAUUUCAGCAGCCAAAUGUUUCGUCGGUACCGAGUCAGUGUUUCUACUAGUAGCAAUAACAAUCAACAGAUAUGUGUGUGUUCAUUACCCAAAACACUACAGCUCUAUGUACAGAUCAAAAUACGUAGCUGGUCAGAUAGCUUUUACGUGGAUGUGUGCUUUAACCUUCGCCAUUUUGCCAUUUUUUGGAUAUUUUGGAACAUAUGGAUACCAUCCCAAAAGCGGACUUUGUGUCCUUUUGCAACCAAACUCGAAUUCGGGCACAAUUUCCUUUUUUACGACCUUUUUUGCGCUUCCAAUUACUGUCUUUGUGAUUUGUUACUCAAGAAUUUACUGGUCCACUUGUAAGUUAUCCAAGCAAUUAAGAAGUCUUGACGUUUCCGUGAAUGCAGCCUGUGACAGAUCUUCAAAUCACGUUGAUGCUGGAGAGAUGAAAAUUUUGAAAGUGAUGUUUGUCAUUUCGAUUAGUUUCGUGAUUUGCCUUCUUCCAAUGGGACUUGUCAAGUUGUAUGACAAUAAUGCAAACAUCCCUGCUCUUACAGUUCUAUCAUACUUGGGUAUCAACCUAGCAAACGUGAUUAAUCCUAUAAUAUACGUUUUGAUGGGUGCUGAAUACAGGAAGGCAUAUUUAGAACUAUUUUCAUGCAAACGAAUUCAGCAGUGGUAGUCGAGUACUUCCGGUACAAAUGUAAAAGCUUAAUUUUGGCACAAAUUUUAUUCCAAUUUUACUUUAUCUGGCAACAAUUAAUUUUUAAUUAUAAUUAACAAAAAUACUAUGUAACAGAAUUAUGAAUGUAAUUUAUAUAUUUUUUA